AUGCCAAAGGCUUUCCCAAAAACCAAGUUACCCCCGGAGAGGAGUUUUGGACUUUCUCACAUUCUUUCAAAUUCAGAAAGUGGACAUGAUGAUCUUCAACGUCUAAAUGAUUCCGUAAUCAAGACAAUUGAUUUGUAUAACAAAGACUUGACAGAACAACUGACGUCCUUAGUCAGCGUUGAACAUGAAUUGGCAGAUAAGCUGGAAAACGUAAAGGAAGUUUAUGACGUCGUACAUAAUAUCCGAAGUGAAGAUAUAUCAGAUGCUCAGAUAUUGGAACUUGAGGACCAAGCAAGUGACAAACAAACAAAGAAGAAAUCCUUAGGUUUGGGAAUGUCUAUGUUUGGAGUUAAUAAAGAUGAAAACAAUAAGUUUCAAACUUUCAAGAAAAUUGAUGAUACCCUUGUUGAACUUGUUGAAAAUUCGGCGGUGCAGAAGAGGCGUCUUGAUGAAAUGAUUACAAGGCUUCAAAGGCUUGAGUUAAGUAUCAACAAAAGAGAGAGAUUGUUUGAUGACAAGAGUUCUAACAAAGUACAUUAUGAAAAUCUUUUCAACUACGGAAUGAAAAUAUUAAAGAAGCAAAAUAGGAGGGAACAGACAAAAGCUACAACAAAAACAUCUAUAAAAUCCAUCUCUCCUUCGCAGAAAUCUACACCAAAGAAAUCGCAGGUUAAAAGUGAUUUUGCGUCUCCAAGAUCUAAGAUACCCACUGAAAAACUGGAGCAAUAUCAAGAAAUAGAGAAAGAGCUUAUUACGAAAAAGAUUGAGCAAGCACGAAACUCUAUUACCAUAAAUUCAUCAUCGACAAACACGUCUAUAUGCAAUUUAAGAGGAAACAUGAUUUCUAAGGAUGUCAGUAAUCCGAUACUGUUUAUGAUUGGCCGAAGAGACCCAUUACCUGCAUGCACGAUCACGGAUGAGGUGAUUACUACAAAACCUGGUUAUGGUACUUCAUCACUUGGUAACGAUAACUGUAAUCCAAGUGAUGAGAGUGUGGAUGCAUUAGUUGACGAAUUAAAGAAGAUCGUCCAUGUUGAUUGA
Molecule: messenger RNA, 1041 nt
Organism: Pichia kudriavzevii
Lineage: Eukaryota; Fungi; Ascomycota; Pichiomycetes; Pichiales; Pichiaceae
Exons: 1
Coding region: 1-1041 (346 amino acids)
Source: RefSeq, a predicted model, not a curated record